Molecule: messenger RNA, 1437 nt
Organism: Pseudopipra pipra
Lineage: Eukaryota; Metazoa; Chordata; Aves; Passeriformes; Pipridae
Product: UDP-glucuronosyltransferase 1-6-like
Exons: 1
Coding region: 767-1315 (182 amino acids)
Molecular function (GO): UDP-glycosyltransferase activity
Source: RefSeq, a predicted model, not a curated record
GCCCUGGCAUAGGUCACCCAGAGAAGCUGUGGCUGCCCCUGGAUCCCUGGAAGUGUCCAAGGCCAGGUUGGAUGGGGCUUGGAGCAACCUGGGCUAGUGGAAGGUGUCCCUGCCCAUGGCAGGGGGUGCGACUGGAUGAGCUUUAAGGUCCCUUCUGCACUGCCCUCUAAGCUCCCAGAUCCAACCUGUCCAUGCCCUGAGGCAGGGCUGGGACACUGGGAGUGCUGCUUAGGGUGGAUGGUGUGUCCUGCAGGAACCUGCCUCAUUCUCCCAUCUUUUCAGUCUUCUCAGCCUAGAGAGUGAUUCCAAGAGCUGUUCCACAGCCUGGGGUUCUGGGCCUCCCAGAGCUGAGUUUCCUGGGGUAGAGGCAGCGGGCCUUGCCUGGGAGAAGCCUGUGCAAGGCUGUGGUGCUGUGCAGGUGACCCAUCUCCUGCAGGGGCAGAAGGCCCCUCCAGAGGGAAGGCAUCAGGAGUGCAGUCCCAGCCAGAGCUGCCCCGGCCUUCAAGGACACUCUUUAUGGUUCCUCUGAUAGAGAAAAGUGGAUGUGAUCUGGUGAUUCAGCAACACAGCACCAGCCUGUGAACUUGGCUGACUUCCCUGCUGGUUCUGCAGCCUUUUAUCACCUGGGUGAUUACACAUUCACCACCCAGCAAAUAAAACAGGGAUCAGCAGUGGGGCUGAGGCACAGAUUGCUCGGGAGCAGGGAGCGGGUGCCAGUGCUGCCGCUGGUUCCUUCCUUGGAGGCACUUCCCUGGUUUGUGCAGGAAUGGCCCUGGGCCUCAGUGCUCCCCCAGCAGUCACAGCCAGGCUGGUGGUGCUGCUGUCCCUGCUGGGUUUGGCUGUGGGUGGGAAGCUCCUGGCGGUGCCGGUGGACGGGAGCCACUGGCUCAGCAUGAGGCAGGUGCUGGACAGUCUGCGGCAGAGGGGACACGACGUGGUCGUGGUCGCCCCUGAAGUGAGUUUGGACAUCAAGCCAUCCAAGAACUUUGUGAUGAAAAUGUACCCAGUGCCUUUCACACAGGAAGGGAUGGAGAAAGAUUUCCAGGCAUUUUUGCAGAUUUCCUUUGAGGAAGGAUCUUUUCUGACAAGAUUUCUUAAAACAUAUGAAGGGAUGAAAAUACUCGGUGAAUUGUCAGUUCUCAGCUGUGAAGAGCUCCUGAAAAACCAGGAGCUCCUCAGGUAUCUUCAGGAGAGCCAGUUCGAUGCCCUCCUCACAGACCCUGUAGUACCUUGUGGGUUGAUCCUGGCAGAGCAUCUUUCCCUUCCCUCCGUGUAUUUCCUCCGAGGAGUCCCCUGUGGUUUGGAUUUUGAUUGAUGGUUUGUGUUAUCAGAGGUACAACGGUGAACUGCUGUUUUGCAACCUCAUUUUAGAGCUGACAAGAUAAGGGGUUAGGUGAAAGUUGUGUGGAGAGGUGAGGGAAGACUUUCUGUUGGCUG